GUCAGAACAAUAACAACAUGAGGAGAGCCUGACAGGAAGGGAUUUGCCAGAAUGGUGCGGGUUUUUUUCUUGCUUUUAGCGGUAUUGUUUGUCCUUGUAGCAGUAAGUCUCCAGAGUUCAUGCGGAGGAGAUGAGGAGCCCGCCUCCCCGGAGGGAGCAGCGGGCUGCGGCUGCGAUAAACUGCGGAGAGCCGCACCUGGUGCUGAGGACCCGGAAGAGGAGAAGGAGGAGCAGAGAGCAUCCAGAGAACCCGCUGUGAAAUAUACAGCAGCGGCUAACGAGGGGAUAUCUGAGAUGGUUUUCAUACCUGGAGGAGAGUUUUUGAUGGGAACAGACAGCCCAGGUAUCCCUCAGGAUGGUGAGGGCCCACAGAGACCGGUGCAUGUUGACUCUUUCUACAUGGACGUGCUGGAAGUAACCAACCAGCAGUUCCAAAGCUUCAUCAGAGCCACAGGUUAUGUCACUGAGGCAGAGAAAUUUGGAGACUCAUUUGUUUUUGAAGGGAUUUUGGGCGAAGCUGUCAAAAGCCAGAUCACACAAGCAGUGGCUGCUGCCCCCUGGUGGCUGCCGGUCAAAGGGGCCAACUGGAAGCACCCUGAGGGCCAAGACUCAAACAUCACAGACAGGCUGGAUCACCCAGUGGUGCAUGUCUCCUGGGCUGACGCUGUCGCCUUCUGUUCUUGGGCCAAUAAGAGACUUCCUACUGAGGCUGAGUGGGAGUACGCCUGCAGGGGCGGCUUGAAAGACAGGCUUUACCCUUGGGGGAAUAAGCUGAACCCGAAAGGACAACACUACGCCAACCUUUGGCAGGGGGAGUUCCCUGUACACAACUCUGGAGAGGACGGAUAUGUUAAAACAUCUCCCGUUAAGUCUUUUCCCGCCAAUGGUUUCGGUCUGUAUGACAUGGUGGGUAAUGUUUGGGAGUGGACCUUAGACUGGUGGACUGUGCACCACACAACAGACCAUCAGACCAAUCCAACUGGUCCUCCUUCAGGCCAAGACAAGGUGAAGAAGGGAGGGUCAUACAUGUGCCACAAGUCUUAUUGCUACAGAUACCGAUGUGCUGCUCGGAGCCAGAACACUCCAGACAGCUCAGCCUCCAACCUGGGAUUUCGCUGCGUUUCUUCAGAAAAGCGAUAACCUGAUCUGCUUGUGUUGAAAAAAAGAUUCUGUUUUUGCUGAAUCCAACUGUGAAUGCUGGAUAAACACAUUAGAAUGAUAUGGCAUGCUUUUUUUUUCCGUUGGUGUCAUUUUUUGAUAUGAAGAUUUUAGAUGAA
Messenger RNA from Cyprinodon variegatus (sheepshead minnow), 1277 nucleotides. RefSeq names its product sulfatase modifying factor 1 (gene sumf1). Bases 52 to 1140 code for a protein of 362 amino acids. NCBI's taxonomy places the organism in Eukaryota, Metazoa, Chordata, Actinopteri, Cyprinodontiformes, Cyprinodontidae. Gene Ontology annotation, cellular component: endoplasmic reticulum. The record is from RefSeq and is a predicted model, not a curated record. The transcript is spliced from 9 exons.